GGGAGGGGUAGGAGGAGAGGAAGGAGGGUAGGAAGACAGUUUGUAUUCUUGCAACAUUAAACCAAAGGGACCUGGAGUGCAGAUGGCAUCCUUCGCUUCUUCCAGACAAGCUGCAAGACGCUGACCAUGGCCAAGAUGGAGCUCGCGAAGGCCUUCUCUGGCCAGCGGACACUCCUAUCUGCCAUCCUCAGCAUGCUAUCACUCAGCUUCUCCACAAUAUCCCUGCUCAGCAACUACUGGUUUGUGGGCACACAGAAGGUGCCCAAGCCCCUGUGCGAGAAAGGUCUGGCAGCCAAGUGCUUUGACAUGCCAGUGUCCCUGGAUGGAGAUACCACCAACACAUCCACCCAGGAGGUGGUACAAUACAACUGGGAGACUGGGGAUGACCGGUUCUCCUUCCGGAGCUUCCGGAGUGGCAUGUGGCUAUCCUGUGAGGAAACUGUGGAAGAACCAGCACUGCUCCAUCCCCAGUCCUGGAAACAAUUUAGAGCCCUUCGGUCCAGUGGUACAGCGGCAGCAAAAGGGGAGAGGUGCCGAAGUUUCAUUGAACUCACACCACCAACCGAGAGAGGUGAGAAAGGACUACUGGAAUUUGCCACGUUGCAAGGCCCAUGUCACCCCACUCUCCGAUUUGGAGGGAAGCGGUUGAUGGAGAAGGCUUCCCUCCCCUCCCCUCCCUUGGGGCUUUGUGGUGGGGACGUGUCUCCAUUGGAAUUGGCUGAUGUGAAUGGAGAUGGCCUGCGUGAUGUGCUUCUCUCCUUCGUGAUGUCAAGGAACGGGAGUGCAGUAGUUGGCUCAAGGCCAGCUGCUAAUCUUGUGUGCCUUUCGGGGAUGAAUGGCAGCACACUGUGGUCUAGUCUUCUCCCUGAGGAGGCUCGAGAUAUCACAUGUUUGGAGCUGAUGCCAGGAAGCUUGGCUGAAACCAUCUGCCUUGUGACAGGGACACACAAAAUGCUCAGUGCAUUCAAUGCAACAUCAGGGAAAGCCAUUUGGACUUUGAACCCAAACUACUUGUCUAAUGGUACCUUAGCUGCCCCAGUUGUGGUGCUGCCAGACUUGGAUGAAGAUGGUGUUCGAGACCUCGUGGUUCUGGCCAUUGGGGAAUUGCAGCCUCAUGGCUCCAUGGACUGGGGUGUAGUGGAGCUUUAG
Molecule: messenger RNA, 1149 nt
Organism: Rhinopithecus roxellana (golden snub-nosed monkey)
Lineage: Eukaryota; Metazoa; Chordata; Mammalia; Primates; Cercopithecidae
Exons: 8
Coding region: 127-1149 (340 amino acids)
Source: RefSeq, a predicted model, not a curated record